AAAUCGCAAGAUGGCCAUUUUAAGUCGUCGUGAAAGUCGCUCAGUUGUUUUUCUCCCGUUACUAUUUUAUUUUUCAGUUGUAGGGGCAGAUGUUAAGUUUACCAAGGAACCGUCAGAUCCAAGCUACGUUAACAAUGGGAGCAAUGCCACACUGGUUUGGGACUACAGCGACACCAACAAUGCAUUCAGAGGCAUUUUAUUUAAUGUCUUGGUGGAUGGUCAAAACGGUAAAGAAUAUAAACCAAUGCUUUACAAACAAAAUGGUGGCCUCAAGAUACAUCAAAACAUACCUCCACUUUACAAAGGGAGAGUGAGGCUUGAAGGAAAUGCUACCCUGGUCAUUGAGAAUGUAACUCCUAAAGACAACACCAAAUUUCAAUGUGAGCUAACUGGUAGUUUAACACAUAGAAGUGCUGUUACACUUAUCAUUGCAGAGGCACCAAAAAUAACCCUGUCAACAAUUGAAAAAGGAUACCUGGAGGGAUCUUUUGUGAAUAUUAGCUGCACAGCAUCGGGAAAACCAGACCCGGAUGUAACAUGGAUCAGAAAGGGUAAAGUCAAAACUUCAGGAAAGAAGGCCUCGAUAUUAAUCUUCAACAGAAUAAACAGAACAGAGGAAGGAACGUACACUUGCAGAGCAAAUAAUUCGGUUACAAGCUCUACCCAUUCUACAACUCUUGAGGUUCACUACAAACCUGAAGGUGUAACACUUACCACCAGUCCUGCCCAAAAUACCGUCACACAAGGAGACAGAGUUACAUUAACAUGUUGCGUCACGGUAGCUAAGCCACAAGUAUCAGGAUACAAGUUCUAUUUAUACACCCGUCUCGUCAGUAACAGCAGUAACAGUGAAUACACCAUCAGCAGUGUAAAUCGAUCUCAGCAUUCCGGGAAAUACAAAUGUGUGCCGUAUAAUGAAGCUGGAGAUGGACCAGGGGUCACAGUUACCCUGAACAUAAGUGUUCCUGUCCAGUUUAAGAAAGUACUACAGAAUAUAACAGUUAAUAUUUCAACUCCCAUAUUUUUGUCGUGUGAUGCUUCGGGUUUUCCUACACCCUAUGUAAGAUGGACAAAAUCCGAGAAGACUUUGUCUGACAAGAAACAACUCCACAUUUCCAGCAGUAACAAGAGUGAUGCAGGAGAAUAUAUGUGCACUGUAGGCAAUGGAGUGGGGCAAGAAAAGUCAGCAAGAGCGUAUGUUACCGUACAAUACCCCCCAAAAAUUCAGAUUGCCUCCGUUUCAUCUCCUACGUCCUGGGUUGGUCAAACAGUAACCUUAAAGUGUCAAUCAAAUGGUGUUCCUGUACCGACACUCACCUGGUACCAACCUGAUGGAGAUGAACUGAAGAGAGAGACGAAUAAGGAAAUUAAAGCUAAUGUGGCAUUGAACGACAGUAGCGAUUUCGGUGAUUACAAGUGUGUUGCUGAAAAUGGUCUUACUCCUCCUGAUGAGAAGACAGUGAAUAUAAAUCAGAUAAAGAAACCUGGCCAGGCAACCAUCAUAUCAACAGAAGCAGACGUUCAAGCCAGUUCAUUAGCAGUAAGAUGGACUGCACCAGCUGAUGAUGGAGGGAGUCCUAUCACAGCCUAUCGAGUGAUCAUACUAAAGGGUGACACCAAGAAAGGCAGUGUUAAUAUUACUGGUUUUCCUAAAACAAAUCACACUUUUAAGGGUCUAGAAAGAGACACAAACUACACGGUGAAAGUGUUUGCCAGGAAUUCUGUCUUUGAAGGAGAUGCUGUUGUAAAGACAUUGAAGACAAAGUUUGAAGGGCCCCCGGAGGUUGUGAAAAUAGACGAGCUUCCCAUUGAAACAAAAGACGAUUCAAUUACCCUAAAGUGGAAGAAGCCAGGACAUAAUGGAAAAGUUAUCACCCAGUACACUGUGUAUCAAAGAAUGGUGACUGAUGGGAAGGUGGGAGACUGGAAAGAAAUAAGGAAAAUCACGAAUGUAAAAGACAGAUAUUUAGAAGUUAAGCUAAAGAAAGGAGAGGUGUAUGAAUUCGCAAUUACUGCUACCAACGCCUUGGGUGAAGGCUUGAAGCAAGAUGCAUCAAAGAUCAAGAGGGUUAAAGGAAUAGGGAUUCCGGAGGCAGUGGAAAUAUAUGGCUUACCCAAAAAAGCAACAGAAGACACAAUUACUCUGAGAUGGAUUGAACCAAAAGACAAUGGAAAGAAAAUAACCGAAUACACUGUUUAUCAGAGAACAAUGGUUGAUGGAAGACCAGGAGAUUGGAAGAUGAUAAAGGAAAUCUCAGAUGUUAAAGUCAGAGAAAUUAAAGUAAAGCUGGAAAGAGGAAAAGUGUAUCAAUUUGCAGUAACUGCGACUAAUGGUGUUGGUGAAAGCUUAAAACCAGAUGAAAAACAGAUCCCGCAAAUCAAGGCAGUAGGAAGCCCAGGUUCCACCAAGGGUUCCCCGGUUGGCGGCGAAAAUGGCAUGAAUACUGCAAUAUAUUCUGGAGCAGCUGUGGCCGGUGUUCUACUUAUUAUCGGUAUCAUUGUGAUCAUUGUUCUCUGGAGACGUAGAAAGCCUUCAAGCCCCGGGAACGAUGAAAUGGCUAUGGAUGGGCUGGAUAGUGCUAAUCAUUACGAAGCUGAUGAUGGAUAUCAUGAGGUUAGUAGAGCCGAAGCUGCUCGGAGGCUCCAAGCCUCGGGUUCUGAUGCUGAGGCUAACUACGCACAAGUGGAUAUGACUAGAAAGAAGAAGAACAGACCACCACCACCUGAUGAAUAUGCCCAGGUGGACAAGUCGAAAAAGACAAAGAAGAGACAAAAGAGACCUGGAGAGCUUGAUUAUGCCGAUUUGGAAGAUUUGAGAGUGGGACUUGUCCCUGGACCAUCUAGUGCCACUGCAGCUGCAGCUGUUGUUCGUCCUCCAGCAUACGAAGGAACUGAUUACGCUGACAUAGCACAGUUUGGUGUCCCUCAGCCUGAUCCUACAUAUGCUAACGUUUCUAAAGGGGAUGUGACGUAUUCUAAUAUGCAGAGCAUAACUUGAGACCUGAGGUUAGUAACUGUUUCCUACGAGAGAAAAGACUUUGUCCCAGAGUUUAACUCAGUCAAAAUAGCAAACAGUAAAACAUAUUAAAUAGAAAGAGAAGUCUCCACAAGAGUCGCUCGUGUGGUCGCUUUAUUCUCAAUAAAGCAAGCACGUUUUGCCAAAAUAAACUAUCUUUUUGUCAGUCAUGAGCGCCUCUAAUAAAAGUAUUUUGGAUAUUAAAUUUUAGAUAUAUAAUUGUUUUUUGUAGAUUGCGAAUAGGUAACUGAAUUGACAUGUUACAUUUUUAUACUCAAGUCUAGUUUUUAUAAUACCCUUAACUAUAUAGAACAUACAAUCGCGAGAGGUUGAUUAGUUUUUGACGAGGACGACAACCGUGAGUUAUUGUUUUUUUUUACAUAUAGAAUUUUAGUAUAAUUUCAGAGCUGAGCAAAGAGUUUCCAGCAAUCUGAUUG
This is a messenger RNA of Stylophora pistillata, 3453 nucleotides long. RefSeq names its product neural cell adhesion molecule 1. Gene Ontology annotation, cellular component: cell-cell junction; plasma membrane. Lineage: Eukaryota; Metazoa; Cnidaria; Anthozoa; Scleractinia; Pocilloporidae. The record is from RefSeq and is a predicted model, not a curated record. Gene Ontology annotation, biological process: cell-cell adhesion. Gene Ontology annotation, molecular function: cell adhesion molecule binding.